Molecule: messenger RNA, 2106 nt
Organism: Biomphalaria glabrata
Lineage: Eukaryota; Metazoa; Mollusca; Gastropoda; Planorbidae
Product: GTP cyclohydrolase 1-like
Exons: 6
Coding region: 428-1378 (316 amino acids)
Biological process (GO): tetrahydrofolate biosynthetic process; tetrahydrobiopterin biosynthetic process
Cellular component (GO): cytoplasm
Molecular function (GO): GTP cyclohydrolase I activity; zinc ion binding; GTP binding
Source: RefSeq, a predicted model, not a curated record
GAUCGAUGCCUAGAUCUAUAUUCUUAUUAUUGAGAAAUACAUUCUUUUUCAUGUAAAUAUCAAGCUAAACAUUUUACAAAAGUUUAUUUUAGGCUUUGUAAAAUAACACUCAAAGCGUAAAUAUAAAUGCACUGUGGCUUUAUGUUCAUGAAAUAGGCUUUUGACAUACAACAGUAAAAUAUCUGGCUUUUUAUUACAGGGGAAUAACUUCGACGUAUCCAAUCAUGAAAAAGGUGUGUAUCCGUUCUGCCAAUGAGUGUUUCGAUUGCGAAUAGAAAUCUAUUAAUAGCUAUAAACACUUGACCAUCUCGUGUGUGUUCUGCGAGUGAGCUGGUGUUGUCGUUAGGGAAGCCACAUCUUGCAUGUUGUUUUAAUUUGCCCCCUAAUCAUAUUUUUUGUAGUUCUAUAUAAGCUUGAGAACACAACCAUGACAGAUCACACAAGACCGACCGUUCCUAAUCCUGAUCUAGAACUAGUCGAGGCACUUCGCCGUAUAACAGCUGUCAGACAUACAAGUUUAUCUGGGGACGAAGACCAUCACCUGGAAAUGUCAACUAAAACUCACAGUGCUAUUUCUGACGCUAAGGUACGAUCAUUUUCAUUAGACUCGUACAGCUCUAAGGCUAAAGCUGAUUCAAAACUUAAAGACAUUAGACAUUUACACACGAACGGUCACGAUCUUCAUAAUGAGGUUAACCACAACAUUACAGACACAGCUGACGAUGUAAAAAUCACAGAAGCUAUAGAUCAGGACAGUGAAAAUGAAAUUGUUACUCUUAAGGAAAAACCCCUGGCAAAAAUUUCUUACAGUGAUGAUGACAUUGCCAGUGACAUGGCUGUUCAGUAUAAAAAAAUUCUUGAACAUUUAGGAGAGAAUCCAUCUCGACAAGGGCUGCUCAAGACACCAGAAAGAGCUGCUAAAGCUAUGAUGUUUUUUACUAAGGGCUACAAAGAAAAUAUUGCAGAUGUUUUGAACGAUGCUGUGUUUGAUGAAAACCACGACGACGUGGUGAUUGUAAAAGACAUUGAAAUGUUCUCCUUGUGUGAACACCAUUUGGUCCCUUUCAUGGGCAAGGUACAUAUAGGCUAUCUACCCAACAACAAAAUUUUAGGUCUGAGUAAAUUAGCCAGAAUAGUUGAAGUAUAUAGCAGACGCUUACAAGUUCAAGAACGGCUCACCAAACAAAUAGCUUUAGCCAUUACAGAAGCCAUUCAGCCAGCAGGAGUUGGAGUUGUUGUAGAAGCAUGUCACAUGUGCAUGGUGAUGAGAGGGGUCCAAAAACUAAACAGCAAGACUAUAACCAGUACAAUGCUAGGAGUUUUCAGAGAUGACCCUAAGACCAGGGAGGAAUUUCUGUCUCUAACUUUAACUAAAUAAUUGAUCUUACAUGAGAGCUAUAUUAAGACAGCUUGGAUUAUUUAAAAAAUACUCCUGCUCAAAAUGUUUACAUUUACGCAUUGCUGAGACCAAGCCAGUACUGUUUUCAUUUUUAUUUUUAUAAUUUUUAUUUUAAUAAUUUUGUUUUUAGAAGAGAUAUGUGAUGCUUAUUAUAUUUAUUUUGAAAAAAACAAUAAACUACAUUUUGAAUAAGACUAGCUUAUACUAAAGUACCUGUAUUUCAUGACUCCAAGUUUAAAUGAUCAAUUGCAUUGUAUCUUUACUUUUGGAGAAAAAAAACAAGUUGUCAGCUGUUAUCAGGUUGAGUUUUAAAAAACAAAAUAAAGAAUAAAAAAUUAUUCAUAGGCUAUAUUUUUAAUUAAAGUGUAUCAUAAUUAUAUUCUCAUUACAAUAUGAAAAAUGAAACUUUUUAAAUAUCAAGCUCAUUUUUAAAAAAAGUAGAUGUUUCAUAAAAAAAUGAUUUUAAAGCCUUUAAAUUCAAAAUCGAAUUUAUACUAUGUUCCUACUAAUAGAAAUUAAUAUCUACAUUAGUAUUCAUUUUCUUUCACUACAUGUACCUAGAGAAAACAUAAAGUGACCAUAAAUAUUAAUUUCUUUAGAUUAUUGAUUAAGUGCUUUCUAAUUUCAUUGAAAAUAUGUAUGGGUGCAUUACAUACAGCAAAAUUGUAUUUUUAUCUGAAAGAGAAAAUACAUUUUUAACUUUUUUU